Messenger RNA from Salvia miltiorrhiza (redroot sage), 1048 nucleotides. Its product is annotated as flavonoid 3',5'-methyltransferase-like. The record is from RefSeq and is a predicted model, not a curated record. Bases 174 to 887 code for a protein of 237 amino acids. Lineage: Eukaryota; Viridiplantae; Streptophyta; Magnoliopsida; Lamiales; Lamiaceae. Gene Ontology annotation, molecular function: O-methyltransferase activity; S-adenosylmethionine-dependent methyltransferase activity. The transcript is spliced from 5 exons.
GGUCCACCAAUUAAACCAACCUCCAUUAUCACGCAAACAAUUAAAUAUCAACCAAAUUAAAUUUUAGUGGAUCCAAUAAUUCUAUAAAUAAGCUUAAUUAAGCUGAAGCUAUUGGAGAUCCAUAAAGAUUAAUCUUAACCUUUUACUCUCAAGAGAAGCUUUUUUCUUCCAAGAUGAAAGAGAAAUUCUCAUGCACCAUUCUCCAAAGCGAGGCCCUCACUAAGUACCUUCUGGAAACAAGUGCCUAUCCUAGAGAGCACCAACAACUCAAGGAACUUCGGCAGGCUAGCGUUGAUAAAUACGAGCACUUGAGUGCGAUGAAUGUGCCUGCUGAUGAAGGACAGCUUAUCUCAAUGAUGUUGAAAGUGAUGAAUGCAAAGAAAACAAUAGAAGUUGGAGUUUUUACUGGUUAUUCCCUUUUGGUUACUGCUCUUGCUCUCCCUGAUAAAGCCAAAGUGAUAGCGAUCGAUCCAGACAGAGAAGCAUACGAGGUUGGUUUGCCAUUUAUUGAGAAGGCAGGCGUGGCUCAUAAGAUCGAAUUCAUUAAUUCAGACGCAGUCACUGCUAUCAACGAAUUACUGGAUAAUGGAGAAGAAGGGACGUUCGAUUUCGCAUUUGUGGACGCGGACAAGGAAAACUACAUCAAGUACCACGAGCUGCUGCUGAAGCUUGUGAGGGUGGGAGGAAUGAUCGCCUACGACAACACCUUGUGGUCCGGCACCGUCGCAUUGGCCGACGAUGAUCUCACCCAGGAGUGGAAGGAUAAGAUCGGCGAUACUCGCAUCUUUCUUAGGAAUUUGAACACCUUUUUGGCCAAUGAUUCUCGCAUCGACCUCGCUCAUCUUUCCGUUGGAGAUGGCCUCUCGCUUUGCACCCGCCUUCACUGAUUUCCUAUCUUGCUAUAAAUAAAUAAUCCUCUUCACAAACACAAAUCUUCACUUGUUCUCUCUUUUGCCAAAAUAAUCAUUCACUUCUGCUUGUUACUAUGAUUUUGUAAUUACUCCCAAAUUAUUUUUUCUCAAAAUAUAGUCCACUGUCUUCAUUUAAA